Eurytemora carolleeae is the source of this 809-nucleotide messenger RNA. Its product is annotated as acanthoscurrin-2. The record is from RefSeq and is a predicted model, not a curated record. NCBI's taxonomy places the organism in Eukaryota, Metazoa, Arthropoda, Copepoda, Calanoida, Temoridae. The transcript has 7 exons. The coding region runs from base 186 to 707 and encodes 173 amino acids.
AGUAACAGUUCCAUUCUGUCCUUUAAUCAUGGGUUCACCUCAUUUUGAAAUUUUCUUCGCAGCUCUAGUUUUGGUUUUGGUCAACGUUUCCCAUGUCAAUCUGAUAAACAUGGGACCCACCAAUUGUGCAGUGUAAACAGAUCCAAUUCACUUGGUCUGAUGAUGAUCAUAAGCUGGUUUUCUCAAUGAAACACGAUGUCCAAUAUGAUGACCAUGAUGAUAAAGAUGAUCACAUUGUUUAUAAAGAUCAUAUUGAUCCGUUUUAUCAAGGUGAUGGGUUUCCUAUCUAUCCCGGUUAUGGUCAUGAUGGGCCUGGAUAUGGUAAAUUCGGAUUUGGUGGACAAGGAUAUGGAAACCGCAGAGUCGGUGGGCCUGGACUUGGCGGACCUGAAUACGGGAAAUCUGGCUUUGGUGGACCUGGAUAUGGUAAAUUUGGAUUAAGUGGACCAGGUUACGGAAACCACGGAAAUGGUGGACCUGGAUUUGGUAAAUCUGGAAUUAGUGGACCUGGAUAUGGAGAAUCCGGCUAUGGAGGACCUGGAUACGGGACACCCGUCUUCGGCGGACAUGGAUAUAGGAAACCCGGGUAUGGCGGACCAGGCUAUGGAAACCACGUUGGACCUAUUUUUAGGGAACCCUUCCACGGUGCCGACCCUAAAAACAAUUAUUAUACUGAUACACUGAGACGCAACCAAGAACUCUGGUAAUUCGAGGACUCUCUAGGUUUGCCCGAGACUUUACGAAGAAAUAUUUGAUGAAAAAUUAUGUACUUCUUUAAAAAUUUUUAACAAUAAAUUUUUAAACUGUAA